Molecule: messenger RNA, 2011 nt
Organism: Vespula vulgaris
Lineage: Eukaryota; Metazoa; Arthropoda; Insecta; Hymenoptera; Vespidae
Exons: 5
Coding region: 654-1121 (155 amino acids)
Source: RefSeq, a predicted model, not a curated record
UUCUUUUUGUUUCUUCCUUUCUCUUCUUUUCUUCUUUCUUUUCUUCCUGUUUCUUUGCGUAGGGAUACUGCACGAGCAGGAGGACAUACGUAUCCUCAAGUAUUCACGCGAGUUUUUUUCAGACGAUCGUUGCGAUUCGACUUUCGUCUUGUUACGUGUGUCUUCGUUUCUUUCUUUUUUCUUUUUUUCUUUUCUCUUUUCAUUUUUAAGUUCGACGAUAAAAGUUUGGAUCUUUCUUUUUUCUUUCAGUACUCCCUUUUCUCUCCUUUUUCCUUUUUCUUCUCCCUGUUCUUUUCGCUGCAUUAAAUAAAAACUUCUUUAAUAAUCCUGUUCAUCACCUUUAUCAUAUUCCGCUUACUGAGGAAAGAAAAAGUUGAUCUCAGUUCGACAAAAUUGAGAAAAUAAGAAAAAGAAGAAGGGACAAGAAGGAAGAAGAAGAAGAAAAAAAAAGAAGACUCUCUCUCUCUCUCUCUCUCUCUCUUUUUCUGCAUCGACAAGUGACAACGAACGCUUCUACCCAGUAAAAGUUUUCACUCGUUCGAGCUUUCACCAUUUAUUUCCGUCAACUUUAGAGAAAGAAAGUUUCUGUAGCAGCACGAAAUACGAACGGUCAAGAUUUUCGUAAAGAAAUCAAUAAUAAAAAGGGUGGAUCGAUGUUAGCAGAGAUCGCAAAGGAAUUCAUGCAACGAUCGACUACUACCAGCCAGGUACUGAAUCUAAAUUUAUCUAAUCUACUGCUACUUCUCGUAUUAAAAGCUGUAGUUUUCGGUGCUGGAUAUAUCGGAAAUCAUGGUUACAAAGGACGCGAUUUGAACGAAGAAAAUAUUAUAUCCGAAGGAGAAGUUGCUUUGGCAUUGGGAUAUCUGAUCGGUGAUACGUGCCUGUAUAGAGCAGCAUGCGAGGAACCACAUAUCGCAAAGGAAUAUUUGGGUGCUGCUGAAAUGCUUUUAAAUACGAUGAAACUAAUGCCGCAGACCGUAUCCAUCGAACAUAAAUACGAAAAGACGAUAAACGAACUUCGAAAAGCUAUCGAGUACGGAAUUACAAGCGGAUGUCCGCCAGAAUAUAAUUGUAAAAAGGAAAAUAUCAAAGCUUUCUUAACGACGGAGAAGAAGAAAUAAAACGUAAGAUUUAUGUUCGAUGUUGGAAAGCUUAACGUAUAGCUUAACGCGUAGAAAAUGUUUUGAAUGUUUGUUAAAGGCACGCCAAAAGAAGAAAAAAAAAAAAGAAACGUUUGCUUUUUUUUCUGCAUGUCUUGUCUAUGUUAUUAUUGAAAUAAUUAAUUACUAAGAACGUUCUAUUUACACGAAUAAAAAUGUAAUAUAUAGGUUAUGAAUUUGAAAGUGGGUUAUUGCGUAUUACUCGUGCAUUUUCUAACCUAUACACAUUUCGACGAUGCGAAAGAUCAUCUGUUCGCCGUCAAAAUCUCUCUGUUUAUACUCACGUAAUUUGUUUUCUUUAGAUAUAUAAGAAAAUUAAGAAAAAGCUAUGGAAUAUAAUCGAGUGUCAUGGCCGUAUACGCAUUCUCGAUAUUAUUCAUACAAAAUAUAUAUAUAUCUAUCGCUUUCACUCCUAGAAAACGUGAAAUCUACUAACGUUGCGAUAAAAAAAAAGAACGUGUGAAACAAAAUUUUCUAAAAUAUUAAUAUAAGUUUCUAUGAAAAAAGAAGAAAAAAAUCGCACGAAAUUAUCAAACGAAAGAAAAAUACGAAAAUACGCAGCCGAUCAACUCGACGGUACUUUCGUCGUUUACAAUGAUAAAAGACGCUUUAGAUACAACGAAAGUAACAUCGAUAUCAUCGCGUAAAAAUUACUGCGAACGGAUUCAAAAUAAAAUAUCAAAAAUUGUAAGACUGCAAAUAAGUACAUACGUAUGUAUGUACAUACGAACGUGUUAGAUGAAAAGAAAAAGAGAACCUUACUCGACGAGAUACAGCGACUUAAUGAACCGAUAUCGAGUUCGAACGAAAGUUAAACGCUUCGAUCGUUCUGUUGUUUUGUUUACCUUUAU